Linum tenue is the source of this 1104-nucleotide messenger RNA. The record is from the annotation of a GenBank genome assembly. NCBI's taxonomy places the organism in Eukaryota, Viridiplantae, Streptophyta, Magnoliopsida, Malpighiales, Linaceae.
AUGGAAACUGAUAAAUCCAUACCGCCUUCUGCGUCGACAUGGAAGAAUGGACAAGGCAGGCGCUUUAGCGAAGUCCUUCAAGAAGACAAUUGGUACAUAGCUGAGUCUGAUUCUGAAGAUGUUGCCCUAGCUGAAAAGGAGGAGGAUGAUCUGUUGGAUGAAGAAACAUACGACCCUAAGUGCCCUACUAUUCUUUUUACAGCAGCAGAGAAGAACCGUUGGAGAAGGGAAUGGCGGUCGGCGUUAGUGGUGAAAGGCUUGAGAAAAAGAGUUUCGUAUAUUCCUUUAGCCAGAAGGCUGAAUUCUUUGUGGGCAAGAAACGGUGAGAUUCAGAUUUCCGAUAUGAGGAACGGCUGUUUCUUGGUCAGAUUCAGGAAUCAGAAAGACUAUGAUUAUGCUACUAUGGGGGGACCAUGGCUACUUGGGGACACGUACCUAACCGUGCACAGAUGGUUUAAGGGUUUUAAUCCAUGGAAAUCGGUCAUUACAUCCACCAUGAUAUGGGCCCAACUCCCUGAACUCCCGAUCGAGUUCAUAAAUAAGGAAGCAGUGAUGAGAAUUGCUGAACAAAUUGGGAAACCAGUUCGAGUUGACCGAGUCACUGAGCUCGGAGCUAGAGGGAAGUACGCGCGAGUUUGUGUCGAGGUAGACCUAACCCUCCCGUUACUAUCUCAAUACAAGAUCGAAGGUGUGACAUAUCUCAUUCAAUAUGAAGGCCUCGACCAUAUCUGUACAAAUUGCGGGAAGUACGGCAAAUCUGCAGAGAAGUGUGAUUGCAAUUCGAUGGACCCAUCCAUGGACGCAGAUGCUACUCCGCAAGAUGAAGUGCAGGUGGAGGACCCCACCAAAGGACAAACUUACGGGGAAUGGAUGAUGGUCAGGAAAAGAGAUCGACGAAGUGGCCGGAGGGGGGAAUCGGGUGAGCCGACGGGGAACGGACAAAAUAAGCAUAACCGUUCCAAGUUCUACAAGACGACACUGAAGAGGAGAGGACGAGAGGGUUUUCCACCCAAAGUAAGUCGGAUCAGCCCCAGACACCUGUAUCCCCACGUGCUACUGAUUCAGUACGUGACCCUCACCAUGCAGAAGGGCAUGAGAUUCUAA